Molecule: messenger RNA, 3020 nt
Organism: Hibiscus syriacus
Lineage: Eukaryota; Viridiplantae; Streptophyta; Magnoliopsida; Malvales; Malvaceae
Product: protein TRANSPARENT TESTA 9-like
Exons: 21
Coding region: 107-2632 (841 amino acids)
Biological process (GO): endosome to lysosome transport; regulation of autophagosome maturation; endosomal transport
Cellular component (GO): endolysosome membrane; late endosome
Molecular function (GO): protein binding
Source: RefSeq, a predicted model, not a curated record
AAAGAAACUAUUAAUUGAGGAGAUUGAAGCAGAUUUUAUUGUUUUCCUUUUCUGGGCUUCGGCAUUAGUGAGAACAAAUUGUACGGCGGAGCAAGAAUGAAUAGUGAUGAGCCAAUUUUUGAAGUUUGAGGAACCAAUCAUGUGGCUAUCCUUUUGGAGAUCCAGAGAUCGAUUCUCCUUAGACGAACUCAGAUAUUUGACGAACCAGCUGCAGAAAGUUCAAAUUAUUAAUGAAGUUAAUAAGGAUUUCGUUAUUGAGGCAUUGAGAUCUAUUGCGGAGUUGUUGACAUAUGGCGAUCAACAUGAUCCGUCCUUCUUCGAUUUUUUCAUGGAGAAGCAAGUCAUGGGAGAGUUCAUACGUAUACUGAAUAUUAGCAAAACUGUGACAGUUUCUCUUCAAUUACUUCAAACAAUAAGUAUUUUGAUUCAAAACCUAAGAAGAGAACAUGCCAUAUACUAUAUGUUCAGUAAUGAACAUGUUAACCGCCUAAUAACUUAUUCAUUUGACUUCCGCAAUGAAGAGAUACUUUCUUACUAUAUAUCAUUCUUAAGAGCAAUAAGUGGGAAGCUAAACAAGAACACAAUUUCUUUGCUUGUGAAAACUGAAGAUGAAGAAGUAGUUUCCUUCCCAUUGUAUGUUGAGGCAAUACGGUUUGCUUUUAAUGAAGAAAGCAUGAUCCGCACGGCAGUGCGUUCGCUAACACUGAAUGUCUAUCAUGUUGAAGAUGAUUUUGUCAAUAAGUUCAUUACCAGUGCCCCACAUUCUGAAUAUUUUUUUAAAUUGGUCUCAUUUUUCCGGGAUCAGUGCAUCAAUUUAAGCAAACUGGUUCUCGAAUAUCCAAAAAACCCAUGCUCGGAGUCAGUCUCUGCGAUACUUGCUACAGUGGAUGAAAUUGAGGACAAUCUCUACUAUUUUAGUGAUGUUAUCUCUGCUGGGAUUCCUGUUGUUGGGAGUUUGAUAACAGACAACAUUUUGCAGUUUUUGAUACUUCCUUUGCUGUUUCCAGCACUUCAAAUAGAUGCUGACAGUAACCUGAAGAUAGGUGCAAUCACUUCUUUGUACCUACUUUGUUGCAUCUUGCGGGUUGUGAAAAUCAAAGAUCUGGCGAACACCGUUGCUGCAGCUUUUUUAUAUCCACUGGAGGUCUUUGCUGCUAAUUCUGAAGCUAAAAUCAAUGGCUGUGUUUCUGGAAAUAAUCGUGCAAAUGAAAAUGAAGAGCCACACAGUGAUAGUGUUACUCCUGGACAAUUAUGUGUUGAUAUACCAAACAAGGCUAGUUCUUCACAUGUUCAUCCUGAAGGCAUUAUUGCAGAGAGGAGUUUAUCUCGUUCACAUUUUUCUUUGAGGGAGACUUUGCUUUCUUAUAUCACUGAUGGAGAUGAUGCACGAGCCCUGGGAGCUUUGAAUGUGUUGGCUACAUUGUUACAAACAAAGGAAUUGGAUGAAUCAAUGCUAGAUUUUCUUGGUAUUCUUCCCCAGCGCAAACAACACAAAAGACUCUUACUGCAAGCUUUGGUAGGUGAGGGCUCAGGUGAAGAGCAACUUUUUUCUUUUGAAGGUGGCUCUCCAAGAGAUGGUGUUAGUACUGAGCUUGAUGGAUAUUUAAAAAAGUUGAAGGAACAAUACGGAGUGUCUAUUGUAGGAGCAGGAGCAAGUCCUCGUAUGCAUAAAAACCAGGUUCUUGAUGCAUUGGUCAAGCUUCUUUGUCGGUCAAAUAUACCUACAGAAAUUUUGUGGGAUGCUGGUUGGCUUUUGCGACAACUGCUUCCUUAUAGUGAGGCAGAGUUCAAAAGCUAUCAUCUUAAAUUGUCGAAGGACUCGUAUAGGAAUUGCAGAAGUGCUCUUCUACAGGAGACUAAAGGGAUUUGGGUUGAUGUCCUUAUAACGGUGUUUUGUGAUCAGUGGAAAAACUGCAAAAGAGCUAUUGAGGCUUCAUCCCCUCGAAAGGAGCCCAAGUGCAUACUUUUGCCAUUUCAGAAAUUGAAUUCUGAAGAUAUUCCUGCGGAAUCAUCCUUUGCUGCUGGUGAGAGGAUGUGUGAUUUGGUGAAGGUAUUUGUACUUCUUCAUCAGCUUCAAAUGUUCUCCCUUGGUAGAACUUCGCCUGAACAGCCUCCUAUCCAUCCUUCAAUUGACAUCCCAGAAACAUCUCGUGCCAAGGCAGUUGGUCUGGAUGUUUUAGGUCUGAAGCCAGGCACUGAAAUAAGACUUGUUCAUGCACUGCCUUGUCGGAUUGCAUUUGGAAGGGGCAAAGAGCGUCAUUUCCAUUUUCUAGCAGUUUCUGUGGGCACAUUGGGAUGGGUUGUUCUUGCUGAAGAGUUACCACUGAAGCAGAAUUAUGGCAUAGUUCGUGUUGCUGCUCCCUUGGCUGGAACAAAUCCCAUAAUAGAUGAUAAGCAUUCAAGAUGGCUACACUUGCGUAUUCGUCCAUCAUCAUUGCCCUUCUUGGAUCCUCCUAAAUCUAGCAUGCCCGGUGAAACGAGGAUAAAAUCUCUAAUCGACGGAAGAUGGACCCUAGCUUUCAGGGACGACGAAUCCUGCAAAACCGCUGUAUCUAUGAUCCUGGAAGAGAUUGAUCUACAAAGCACCGAAGUGGAGAGAAGACUAAAACCGGUUCUCGACCUCGAACUGUAGAUUCUUCAAUCCUUUUAAUUUUCUAUAAAUACCCCGUUGUUACUAGCCUGUUUGAGGCUUUAGUGUUUUUAGGUGCGAGUCCUUUGACUCCUUUUGUCUAUGCCGGUUAGGCGAGCCUAGGUAUAGCCCCUCGUAUGUAUGCCGUAGAUCAAGUCCUCAGGUUUUUCUUGUUAGCCAUAGCUAAGCUAUAUACCAAUCCCUUGUCUUAUUUGUAAGUUUGUUGGUCUUGCCUUGUUCCUUUUUAUUUGGUUCUCUUUAUAAUUUUUUACUUUCAUUCUUCAGCUUAGGCAUUGCUUACCCUCAUCUCCUAAUUUUGUAAGCUAUGUAACAUUGAUGUACAUCUUCAACCUCAUAGAAGUAAAAGCCGGUGUGCAUUUCUUUUCUUUUA